UAAUAGUUGUCCAAUUAGUCCUAUUAGUUAGCUGUCAUAUUUGCAGAGAUUGUGAGAAUAUUAGAUUAGCCUAAUUAGGAGGAAUAGUUGUCUAUUUCCUUUUUCAUUGUAUACUUCCUUUUAUGACCUUGUACAUAACUCCUAUAAGAAGGAGUCCGUAACCUUUUGGAAAAAUAAGGAAAAAUAUAUUUCCUCAGAUACAUCUUCAUGGUAUCAGAGCCAGGUUGAAACUCUGGCAAACCUUCAUUAGUCUUGCGCUCUUUGUUUCUACCUUAUAUUCACCAUGUCCGAUAAAACCUCCGAGAAUAUUCCUACUCCCAGCAACAUGCAAUCUUCAGAAAAAACUCCGACACACACUGAAUCUCACCCAAUUCAGAUCACUACGAUCAAGCUGAAUGGUGAUAAUUUUCUUCGGUGGUCACGAUCAGUUCGGAUGUAUGUCCGAGGGAGAGGGAAGAUGGGAUAUUUGAUUGGGGAUAAAACCGAACCAGCAAAAACAGACCCGACUUGGGCUGUUUGGGAUGCUGAGAAUUCAACGGUGAUGACAUGGCUGGUGAAUUCUAUGGAGGAAGAAAUUGGAGCCAAUUAUAUGUGCUUUCCCUACGCUAAGGAAUUGUGGGAUAGCGUAAAUCAAAUGUAUUCUGAUUUGGGGAACCAAUUCCAAAUCUAUGAGCUGAAGUUGCAACUCAGUGAGAUUCGGCAAGGAGACGAUACGGUCACAAAGUAUUUCAAUGUCUUAAGAAGGCUGUGGCAGGAUCUUGAUCUCUUCAACAAUUAUGAGUGGCGGUCCGUUGAAGAUUUCCAACACCGUAAAGAGGUAACUGAGGCUGAUCGUAUUUUUAAGUUUCUUGCAGGCCUUCGUAAUGAGUUUGAUGAAGUUAGAGGGAGGAUACUUGGUAGACAACCCUUCCCACCUAUUGGUGAAGUCUUUUACGAAGUUAGAAGAGAAGAAAGUCGGAGGAGUGUCAUGCUUGGUAAACCCAAUACCGAAGCAAAAGCCCCUGCUGGAGGGCAUUCUGAUGCCUCAGCUUUGGUUGGUUCUGAAGCAAAUGUUGGCAAGUUGAGUUCCACUACACGCAGGAUAGAUGAGAAGCCUCGUGUGUGGUGUGAUCACUGUAAUAGGCCCCGACAUACUCGGGAAACAUGCUGGAAAAUCCAUGGAAAGCCAGCAUCGUCUAUGAGAGGCAGCAAGAUGGGAAGCAGAACCUAUCCUUCGGCCAAUGAAGCUGAAACUAAUCCAUUCAGCAGGGAGCAGAUUGAUCAUCUCUUGCAACUACUGAAGUCUAACUCAGUCCAGGGUAAACCAACAGCAUCUAUUGUCCAAAAAGGAGCAGAUUUCGGGGAAGACGAUUAGCGGUGCUAAAAUGGUCGAUGGUCUCUACUACUUUGAUGAGUCCGUCUUCAAUAAAAAAGCUCAAGCGUGCAGUACUUCCUGUUCAUCUCCUGUCCAAGAACAGAUUUUACUAUGGCAUCAUAGACUAGGACAUCCUAGUUUUGAAUAUUUAAGGCAUUUGUUUCCGUCUUUAUUUAAGGGUGUAGUUUUGUCAUCACUUCAUUGUGAAAGUUGUCUUCUUUCUAAAAGUACUCGAGUCUCUUAUACUCCGAAACCCUAUCGUGCAUCCAAACCUUUUUACUUAAUUCAUAGUGAUUUUGGGGUCCCUCACCUAUUACUACAAUGACCGGAAAAAGAUGGUUUGUGACUUUCACCGAUGAUCACACACACUUGAGUUGGGUCUAUAUGAUGAGUGCUAAGUCCGAAGUUGAAAAAUUGUUCAAGGAUUUUUAUCACAUGGUCGCAAAUCUCUUUCAAACUCAAAUCGGUAUUUUGCGUAUCGACAAUGGCAGAGAAUUUUUCAAUACGUGUUUGGGGACUUUUUUGAGGGAAAAAGGCGUACAACACCAAUCCUCUUGCCGUGACACACCCCAACAAAAUGGUAUUGCUGAAAGAAAAAAUAGGCAUCUUCUUGAAGUAACUCGUACUCUAAUGUUUUCUAUGAAUGUUCCUAAGUACUUGUGGGGCGAGGCUGUGUUGAUUGCAUCAUAUUUAAUUAAUCGAAUGCCUACUCGAGUUCUUCGAUAUAUCACACCUUUAGAGUGUUUCAAAAAGAAAUUUCCAACAGCCCGUAUUCAUUCAGAUUUGCCUUUAAAGGUCUUUGGCUGUACUGUUUUUGUUCAUUUACCUGCUCCCUUCCGAUCUAAGCUUGAUCCUAGAGCUGUAAAAUGUGUUUUCAUUGGAUACUCUCCAACUCAAAAGGGCUACAAGUGCUAUGAUCCUCAAACCAAAAAAACCUACGUUAGCCUUGAUGUCUCGUUUCUUGAAUUACAACCUUUUUUUCCAAAAAAAUUUCUUCAGGGGGAGCGGGAUAGUGAAGAUAAUUUUUUGGGUGUAUCUCUUCCUAAUCCAGUCCCUAUUCUGACUCCAGCUGAAUCCAUUCUUUCUCCUGUGUCAGCCCAAACACCUUCUCUGCCAAAAAGUAUUGAUGUUUCAAAGACGGGGGGAGAAAAAGUAUUAGAUUCUGAGUUUCAGGUUUAUUCUAGAAGAAAGACACUUCAAACGGCAAGAGACCAUCCUAUUUUGGAACCGCAUCGAUC
Molecule: messenger RNA, 2592 nt
Organism: Rhodamnia argentea
Lineage: Eukaryota; Viridiplantae; Streptophyta; Magnoliopsida; Myrtales; Myrtaceae
Exons: 2
Coding region: 284-1354 (356 amino acids)
Source: RefSeq, a predicted model, not a curated record